Messenger RNA from Cydia splendana, 6370 nucleotides. Its product is annotated as SPRY domain-containing protein 7. Gene Ontology annotation, molecular function: protein binding. Lineage: Eukaryota; Metazoa; Arthropoda; Insecta; Lepidoptera; Tortricidae. The record is from RefSeq and is a predicted model, not a curated record. Bases 81 to 770 code for a protein of 229 amino acids. The transcript has 4 exons.
AAAAAUGACGAUUGUUUAACAAUAUUGUUUAUAGUGUACAAUUCAUUCGUUUGAAAACCCUUUUAAUAUUUGAAUUAAAAAUGUUUUGUUGCCUAAAGGGGUGUCUCAACGGGUUUAACCUGACACCAACUGUUCCUAUUCGUAUCAAGGAGAAUCCCGUGCAACUGGAUACUUUACACAUGGGACAUGAGGUGGUAGUGGUGAAAGGAGGGCAGCGAGUGUGUGGGUCGGGCUGCGCGCUGGGAAAUGCACCGCUGGUGCAGAACAAGGCAUACUUCGAGGUGAAGCUGCAGCAGGGUGGUGUGUGGGCAGUGGGCCUGGCCACAAGGGACACUGACCUCAAUAAAGUACAUGGCGGAGUGGACAAAGAGUCGUGGUGCCUGAACAGCGACGGCACGGUGCGGCACGGGAACGAGGAGCUGUACCACCUGUCGCCGGCGCCGCGGGACUCGCCCACGGCCGACCUGCUGGUGGCCAUGGCCACCGACACGCCGGCGCCCGCGCCCGAGCCCGAGCCCCGCGACGACACCAACCCCUUCGCCGUCAUGCCGGUCGAGGGCGACACCAUCGGACUCGCCUACGACCAUGUUGAGCUCAAUUUCUUCGUAAAUGGAAAAAACAUGGAGAUACCUGUUAGGAAUAUCAGGGGGACGAUUUAUCCCGCUUUAUAUGUUGACGAUGGCGCGAUAUUGGACAUUAUACUGGAUAACUUCCUGUAUCCUCCUCCGACGGGCUACGAAAAAAUUAUGGUGGAGCAAUCCCUACUCUAACAGAAGAGACGAGGACUGUGUGCAUGGACACUCGUGUGUGCGCGCGUGCGGGCCGCGACCCGCGCCCUCUGAACGGCACGCUUACUGUACGGAAGUGUGUGUCGCUGUGCAACGGCACCUUUACUUAAGAGCCAACGGGAGUGGUCAUUUCUCCAUACAAACGUACUCCUCGUUUUCCUCCGUGGUUUUUGAAGCUAGAGCAAUGAUUUUUUCAACACAGAUUAAUAUUGUCAAUAUCUGUGUCGGACCGUUUUGCUUUUUUUUAUAUUUUUGUUUUUUAAGGCGCUAGAGCCCUUCAAAAAUGGCCAAAAUGGCCUAAUUGACUAUGCCGCAAUGAGAGGCGUGGCAUUCAAAACUGAUAUCAAUUAGCCAAAAAAGCAAAACGGUCCGACACAGAUAAUUUCAUAAUCAUUUAGAUUUCCAAAUUUGGUUACGAUUGGUUAAGUUUUGGAGGAGGAAACAGAGGAGUACGAAACCUCGAUUUUUGAGAUUUUUACGCAGGAUUUUUCGCCUUGUCCUUAUCGCACUACUUUUAGGUGCCGCUUCCGUUAGCGAGACGGGUAUAUUUAUCUAAAAUAUUUAAAACUCAGCUCCUGUUUCGUCUUAACCUACACCUCUACGGGAAAGGUACGCGCCAUAUGAAAUUACCAUCAUGUACUGCUACCACGUUAAUAUAAACAUUAUUAAGCAGACCAAACUUAGAGCCUAACUAGUGACUAAACAAAAUAUUUUAAUACAUUAAUCGAUUGUAUAAAGAAAUUUAUUAUUUAUUCUAUUUGUUAGCCUGUUGUGUCCCACUGCUGGGCAAAGGCCUCCCUCUCUUUCUUCCACGCGUCUCGUUCUAUGGCAAUAUUAGGCCAAUCUUUCCGAAAGACGUCAAGAUCGUGCCGCCAAAUUCUUCUAGGUCUGCCGUGACGCCGCCGUGUUUGGUGUCCACUCGGUAGUUUUCUUGGCCCACAAGUGUAUAAAGAAAAAAAAUGAAACUUAAUCGCAAUUUUACCGCAAUUGAUUUCUCCUGAGGAUUCAACAAAAAAAAUCGAAAAAGCGCCGCGGUUUGAUACUUACACCUACUGACGAAGACAUAUUAUUAUUAUUAUCUUACCUAAAAACAUUUCUAACUGACGUUAUAGACGUCACUUUUCUGAUUUUUCGUACAAACAUUCCGAGUUGCUAUUUUAGCAGAUAAAAUAUAUUUUAAGACAAUUAUUUUAAAUAUAAUGCUUUUGGCAGUGCAGUGCCCUGAUCCGCAUAAGGGUUUUCGUACGGGUCACAUACUAUACUAUGAAAUACUACUUACUUACCUUAACUUAUCGCAAAUGAAGCAUCAUGUUCGUUAUUGACAUUCCUGCCAAUUCGUUGGGAAGAACCACUGCAUCUUUAACCAUAAUUGAGGCAGUAGACUCGAAAUGGGGCAUUAUCUAUGAAAAGGGACCUUAUUGUCGAUAGCGCUUACGCCGCACGUCGUCGCGCGGCAUUGUAUUUAUAUCGGAGUAUCGUUAAUAAUGGCGAAAGCGCCAUCGACAAUAAGGUCCCUUUUCAUAGAUAACGUCACAAAUAGUUAUUUACGACACAAGUGCGGAAAAGAGGAAAUUCGAAACGAGUGGCAAUAAAUUAAAACACGACCGAAGGGAGUGUUUUAAAUCGACACGAGUUGCGAAUUACCUAUUCGCACGUGUAUUGUACAACGUUUUACACAGUUUUACAGUACAUAUGGCCGUUUAAACCAGGGAUGUUGCGAAUAUUCGCAUCCGCAUCCGCGAAACAUCCGCAUUAUUUUCAACAUCCGCAUCCGCAUAAAAUCGAUGCGAUCUUAUGCGGAUGCGGAUGUCGAACAAGUCGGUACAGGAACGUCUUAGCGGCGGCGUAUGUGCUAGGUAAUUUCGUCAUUACCUAUUACGAAAUCGUCUAGAUCCAGAAAAGUCGGCCAAGUUCAUCAUCAUCAUCAUCAUCUCAGCCGUAAGACGUCCACUGCUGAACAUAGGCCUCCCCCUUGGACCUCCAUUCGUACCGGUUGGAAGCGACCCGCAUCCAGCGCCCUCCGGCGACCUUAGCAAGGUCGUCUGUCCAUCUUGUGGGUGGACGUCCUACGCUGCGCUUGCUAGUCCGUGGUCUCCACUCGACCACUUUUCGACCCCAUCGGCCAUCUUCUUUGCGUGCAAUGUGGCCCGCCCAUUGCCACUUCAGCUUGCUAAUCCGGUGGGCUAUGUCGGUGACUUUAGUUCGUCAACGGAUCUCCUCAUUUCUGAUUCGAUCACGCAGAGAAACUCCGAGCAUAGCCCUCUCCAUAGCUCGGGCAAGUUACUGUUUAUUAAAUAUAACGCACCUAUAUUCUUGCUCAAAUACUAAACCUGUCGUUGUUUUUAAUAAAAAUUACUAAAAAUGUAAUAUUUGACGUUUUUUAAGUACCUAAUCUUGACAUCCGCAUCCGCAUCCGUGGUUGACAAAAAAUCUGCAUCCGCAUCAUCCCUGGUUUAAACUUUCGACAUAUGCAGGGAAACGCUAGACGAAUACAAUAGCUAUCUAUUCGUAUUACAUAUUUCAUAUCUUAUACAUUUAGAUGUGUAAGACGUAGACGAUAUAGGUAAUAUACAGCGUGGAAGAAUUGAUUGGUCUCGCCCAACGUGGGAAACUUAGAAAACUACCCUAAAUCGAUGAAAUUGCUCAAUUUUAUUUUAAACAGGAUAUCAUUUAUUUAAAAAUAUCUGUAUCGCAAUUGAUUUCCAUUUAUCAUAUGUCUAUCAAGAAUGUUAAAAGCUCUGUUUUAUAUCCCAGACACAAAAUUGCCGUUAUUAUCUGCUGUCCAAUCUUGUCUAGAUUGGACAAAAAUUACAUUAAAUGCAGUUAUUCCUCUUAAGAAACAAUACUUCUCUUAACCCUUAAAUGCAUGAUUUUUUCUUUUUUCUCGAAAUUAAUAUGUGUCACUAAUUUUGGAAAAAAAUAAUCUUAUAUAAAAUUUAAACAUCGAUUUGCACAGCUAAAUCAGUGUUAGAAGUUACAUAGGGUAAAUCAUAAUUUAUUAAAUAUGUAUACAAUUAUUGGUAAAAGAUAUUUAAAAAAUCAUACUACCAUCAGAAAUUUACACUAUUUGUGAUAUACAUAUAAUAAAGUUUUUAAAUAUAAAAUAAUUGGAAACCCCGAAAAAACCGCCUGAUUCACAUACUACAAAUCAUCAGCUUAUCGCAUUUUCCUAAAUUUCCGCCAUUUCGUCUUAAAAUAAAUGUGAUUUUUUUAAAUUACAAUUCUGCGCAUAUAAGCAUCGGAAAAUGUAUUAAUUUACUAUCAAAAAUACAAGAACAAAUCGAUUUUAUAAAUCUAAUUAUGCAUAAAAUUAUAUGUAUGUUUUUGUUGUGUAGGCUGUUUUAAUCCAUCACUAUGGGUUAACCAUAUGAGAUAAUUAAAAGUUACAAGAUGUUAUAAGAUGAAGGCCCUGCGACCCAACAAUGUCUUCCACUUUGUAUACUUACAAGAUGUUGCGUGUAUGGUUUGAUCUGAUCUCUGUUAAAAGUUGUUUAAAUUUGUUCCUUACAUGACAAUAUUUUUAAUUUAGUAAUUUAAUACAGAUGGGAAGGGUUAUGAUGGAACUUAUGGUGAUUUUCAUCUGACUUCCGGAAUUAUCCGACAUAUGAAAUUACCCGAAUCCACCUUACCUCGAGUUUACCUAGUUCGAGACUAGUAUCAUCAGAAUCGAGUCAGGGACGUGUUUCCAGCGCCGACCGUGGGUGGCUGAAGGGCCAUCGCGUCGCAGAUAUCUUAAGAUUUAAAUGUCUCUGGACUCUGCUUAUUGCACUGUCUCGGAAAUAUGUUAAGUAUUAAAUACAGAUUUCGUUAGAACAUAAACAAUAUGAUCUGUUAUAAUAGACAAUAAUCAGAUUUUUUUAAAUGAAUGCCGUUCAUUAAUCAUUCUUUCCAUUCGCCUCUCUAAAUUGCGUAGACCUAUAAUAUUGCUAUAAUCUUCUCCAUAUGAUUAUUGGUUAACCCUGUAACAAAAUAAUCUACUUUCAAACUAUUAAUUAAAAUCUAUUUUUGUAUGAAUGUAGUAUUUUAAUGAAAAUUGAAUGUAUAUAGUCAUAAUCGCGUAUAGUAACAUUAUGAUAUCUACAUUAUCUACUUGUCAUGAUAUGACAUGCUAAAGUAUUUAUUAUGUGAAUGUAUGAAUAGGAAUUUACUAUGCUAUUGCUAGACGAGGGACAAAACGACGACUGGCUAUGAUAACUGGAGGGAUAUUGAAAUUAUAAUUCGUGUGUGCUUUAAACUUAGCUUGACAUUUGUAUGUGAUGAAAUAAAUAGACAUUUUAAAUUAAUUUGAUGAGAUUGUAAUAUAUAAAAGUUGCUGUCAUAUAGGCAAUUGCGUCAAUGCGAGGGCAGUUGUCAGUAAAUUAAGUCGAAGGCAUCAUGUACGGGCCGAUUCACAAGAGCUGGCACGAAUGGAAUGAAUGAGUGAAUGAAAAUAUCUAUGUGUGUAUCACAUUAACCAAUAAAAUGGUGGCUCUGACUGUAUACCGAUACAGGGGUUACUCAUGCAAUGAAAGUUUCGUUCAUUCCAUUCGUCCAGCUUUCGUGAAUCAACCCUGGCAGCUUAAAUUGGAUUCGUUAAAAAUUCAGAUAUUUUAUGUUAUACUCGUUCAGUUUGUUACCAAGAUUUAACACUUACAUUACUGUAUGCAUAUUUCGUUCCGAAAUACCUACUAACUUUGUCCAAAAGACCAACUGUGGUCACCAAAACUAUUAGCUUAGCACCCCUGCAUACAAUUAUGUAGCUUUGUUUUAAGCUUUGUUGACUGAACAAGGAUAAAAUACCUACUUACCUAAUAUAUUUUUAUGUAUAAGAAUUAGAAUUCGUCGUUCUCAUAAAUAGACACAAGUUUAUUAUCAUUGCUUUUAUUUGAGAUCAUUUGUCACAUACUGUGUGUUUUGGACUGUAGCUGAAAGGAUUAAUGAAAGUUGCUACAAAGUAGUAUUAUCUAUAUUGUCUUAAUUACAUAUGUAAUUCCAAAAAAAAAUCCUAGUAACAAAAUUAUCAAGUUAGCUUAUGCUAAUAUACGAAUGGCUAUUUUGGAAGUGCGUUAUUACUAAACGAUUUUUGAAUUUCCAUCGCUCGAUUUCGUCACUCGAAAAUCUGUGGAAAACGGCGAAAUGCUUAUCUUUGAAAUACGAGCGAUAGAAAUUGGGAAUCUAGUGGUAUUGACCACUCGUUUUCAAUUCUAUUAGUAGAAUUUAAAUGCCUAGUAGUGGAGAUAUUAUUGAACGAAAUACACGAAAUCGAGCGGUCGAAAUUCAAAAAUCGGCCCCCAGUCCCAUAGGUUGUAACUGCUCAAUGAAAUGAAAUCAAAAAGUUAAUUGCUGUAAUAACAAAUACAGUAAGCAUGUUCUGACGCUGGUGCGAGGCUAUUUGAAGCCAUGUAGGUAUUGUAUCGAAAUCAAUUUCAAAUUACUGACAGCAAAUAAUCACUAUUAUCCUAUUGUAAUAAUUAUUUUUAGCUUCAAUGAGGUCUCGCGGCCAACAGAUUGUCAUAUCCGUAAGCAAUUAAUUGUAUGUAUUAUUGUAAGUAAUUAAUUUAUUAAGAAAACAUACAAAAAAAUAAAUGUAUUAUGUACUGACA